Opisthorchis viverrini is the source of this 2002-nucleotide messenger RNA. RefSeq lists its product as hypothetical. The record is from RefSeq and is a predicted model, not a curated record. Gene Ontology annotation, cellular component: Golgi membrane. Gene Ontology annotation, biological process: Golgi to plasma membrane protein transport; Golgi organization. The transcript has 5 exons. NCBI's taxonomy places the organism in Eukaryota, Metazoa, Platyhelminthes, Trematoda, Opisthorchiida, Opisthorchiidae. The coding region runs from base 1 to 1536 and encodes 511 amino acids.
AUGAUCACGUUAAAAAACAGGCGGUUACUCUAUUGUGGAGAUGUGAAAUGUGCGGCGAGUGUUGUGGGGUUGAGCUUGGCACGAAGAGGAACCGCGACAAAACCACCGUCGAUGGAACGCAGACAAGAUGCUACUCCUAACAUGUACGUGGCAGAGAAUCCGACAACACCACCAUUUGAACCGUACAAGGCUGCAACCACUAUCCUUCCGGGUCAUACUAUCCCACCACUGCCCUCCGGAACUCGACGACUGCCGCAUGAAAAGUUGCAGUUGAAUGAACACAAGUCGUCUGGUAAUGUACACACCAUCGGCUCGUCGUGGUUAGGUACGACUCGUCUUGCUUGUCCUCCUGGUAUCAUUGUUCGGGAAUUACCUCAAGAACUACAGCAGUAUCAUGCACCUGGUACAAAACGCUCCAACAAACCCAUGGCUGCUGUUAUACCGACCACUUCUUUGUGGCCGGAGUCUUCGGUUUCUCCAGCUUCUUCCGAGUGUUAUAAGUUGCGGUCCAACUCCACGGCUGAUGCAUUCGUCCAAACGGAUGAUGUUGCCAUUGACAUGGAUCUUUUACUCCAUACUGAAGACAUGCUUCGGACACAACGCAGUAUUUCAGUGUCCAAUGUCAGACCGACUUCUAACGUGGACAAAUCCUCCAUCCAACCUCGUCUAUCUGAUAUGUAUGCCCGAUCGACACAUGUAAUCCCUUCGUCUCAGAGUGGCGAUAGGGAUGAUCUUGAGCGGUUAAGACAGGCCCUGGUUUUGCAAAAUAAGGUCAAUGAUGAUCUAAAGCGACUAUUAGUUUCUGCCCUGGCGGGAAAUUCUGACUUGGCCGACAAAUUCGUAGAUCUGACCUCGGACAAUGCAAAUCUUUCUGGUCGCAGUCAGGAUUUGGCUGCACAAAAGGCUGUCCUGGCGGAAGCUGCGAGUACUGCGGAAAUAGCGGCAGACGUCUGGCGCGCCAAAUGCCUCGCUGGACGUGUUGUCGCCACGGAAGCUGCUAGACGACUUACUUUGGCUAACCGACAGACACAACUUACACGACAUGCUUUGGCUCAUCUUUUGGGUGAGAGAGCCCGAAUUCGAUUGCAGCUUGGACAAGCUGCAGGCUCGCUUCUCUCCAUCUGCAGCCAGAAGUCCCCCGGUACAGUGGGCGCUCCAGUUCCCUGGGACACUCUCAGUCUGGCGUCACUAUGUAACCACCUUGCCGCUCAGUUGCAGUCACUUGACCUGACCGGAUGUUGCUCAAAUCCGGUUCUCUGUCAGUCCGAUACUCCUGGAGAACUUUUGGCGAUGCGAGUUCUCACGAACACACUUCCUGAAGAAAUGCUUGUGGCUCGCGAAGGCCACCAAAUACAAAACUCACAACUCCAACAGAAAUCUGAUCUACCUACGCUUGUACCUCCGAUUACGCCAUCCGACUCGAACGAUCUGAUCCAGAAGGCGUUGGAUGCUUUCGCCUCCACGCGAUUUCUCGGCUCCGAUACUCCAUGCAUCGCCAAUUGUCGUGGCUGUAGAGGAAACGUAACCGUUGUUUGAACUACACUGUCUUUCUAGCACACGACCAUCGUGUUGUUACUUUCAAAAGGGGUUUCCUGUGAUUCCACUGAGAUUCUUCUUUUAUCUCAUUUCAAAACAGUGCUAAGUGGUGCGCUUCACUUGUCCUGUGACGUUUAUUGUCCACUGUUUUCAUGGUCUGGUAUACACCACCACCGUCCAUCCGUAUGGUUUUGAAAACGGCACUUUCUUUGGUCACGAAUCGCUUAUUUAUUCUGGAUUGACAUUUCCCACGAGUGGGCUCAUGAACGAGGAGAAUCUUUCGACCUUCUACCGAGUUUCACCCUUUCUUGUGUGCUUUUGUGCAUCAGCGAUCAAAUCCUAUCCGUUCCGUUGUUGUUUCCCUUUCACUGGGCCCUGGCAUGUCGAACCAUAACAUAUUAUUCCAUCUUUCCAAUAAUUUCUGUGACAGGACCCGCUGUUUUUCUUCUCAUGCUAUAGAUCCGGA